Messenger RNA from Zerene cesonia (dogface butterfly), 1365 nucleotides. RefSeq names its product proton-coupled amino acid transporter-like protein pathetic. The transcript has 12 exons. The coding region runs from base 1 to 1365 and encodes 454 amino acids. Gene Ontology annotation, molecular function: amino acid transmembrane transporter activity. Gene Ontology annotation, biological process: amino acid transmembrane transport. Gene Ontology annotation, cellular component: vacuolar membrane. The record is from RefSeq and is a predicted model, not a curated record. Lineage: Eukaryota; Metazoa; Arthropoda; Insecta; Lepidoptera; Pieridae.
AUGUCUUCGAAUAAAGAUGAUGAUAUAUCCUCACUCUGUACACUACACGAAGAAUUGACAGGAUAUCUGCAACGUGUUGAGAGCACUGCCUAUGAAUUAUACCCAGGAGUAGAAGCUAUCGAUUAUGACUUCACAGCGGAGCGGCAGAACCUUUAUGCAACUAACAUAGUUGAGUCGACAGCACAUCUAAUAAAAGGCUGCCUAGGGGCUGGUAUAUUGGGCAUCCACGAAGGAUACAUGUAUGGUGGUCUUUGGGCAUCCUUUUUUACGACGAUGGUUAUUGGAAUUUUAGUGCCAUAUUGCACUUAUAUGCUUAUAAAUUCCGCCCAACAAAUGUAUGGUAGGCUGCGAGUUGCAAGACUCUCGUAUGCUGACCUGGCGGAGGCGGCGGUUGCAACCGGUCCAUUGAUGUUCUUCAGGACAUAUAGCAAAACUUUUAGAUAUUUCGUUGAGCUAUUGUUAUUUAUGGAAUUCAAUGGAACGUGUUGUGUUUUUGAAAUAAUGGCUGCGAAUACGCUUAAACAGAGUUUAGAAGCUGUCUCAUCGCACAUGAAAAGUUUCAAUCUAGACAUUAGUAUUUACAUAAUGAUGAUAUCGAUUCCUUUAAUACUUCUCUGCCUGAUACGCAGUAUAAAAUAUUUGGCGCCAUUUUCACUAGUGGCAGAUCUUUUUACUGCUGUAUGCGUCAUUACAACCAUGUACUACAGCAUAUCGGUAGCAAAGGAGAUUAACAAAGUUCCCGCGUGGAAAAGCAUACAUGGCUUGCUCCGUUUCUGUGGCGUUUGCAUCUACAGCAUCGACGGCACCGGUGUAUCGCUACCAAUCGAGAAUAACAUGAGACGACCGCAGUACUUCAGCGUCGUAUUACAAUGUGGAAUGGCGGUAGUCAUCACUUUUGUCAGUGUUGUUGGUUUCUUUGGAUAUUGGGCAUGGGGCGAGGAGUGUCGGACACCUAUCACAAUACAUAUGCCCCUAGAUACUGUACCAAUUAUCAUGCAGUUCCUGUUGACCGCAUCGCUUGGAGUCACAUUUGCUGUACAUUUCUGGGUGCCUUUCAGGGUAAUAUGGCAUUAUAUAAGCAAGAAGUAUAGGAGGAGGCGAAAUUUUUGGGAGCGUUUCUAUCGAGUUCUGCACGUCAUCUUGUUGUCGUGUUUGUCUGUUGCCUUUCCGAACCUCAGUAAAUGGAUGAUUUUUAUAGGCAACUUCUUUAUGGGCUUCGUAGUUUUCAUCCUGCCUGCUUUCAUUGACAGCUUGGUGAUGUGGAAACAUCAUUCCGUUAAUAGCAAUUUACAGCUAUUCAAGAACUCUAUUAUCAUCGGAAUUGGGAUCACUUUGUGUGGUGGAGCGAUAUAUACUUACAAUUAA